AUGUAUCCUAUUGAGAGGUUUCUUAUGCGCUUAAAGGAUUAUGUACGCAAUCGAGCCUAUCCCGAGGGCUCGAUUUCUGAAGGAUAUAUUGCUGAGGAGUGUUUGACAUUUUGCUCGAGAUAUCUCGAAGGUGUUGAAACUGCUCUCAAUCGACCACCAAGGAAUUUUGAUAUUGUAGAGAAUGCAGAAAUUUACAAGUUCUCAUCUGCAGGAAGAGUUUUGGGGACAGUUAAAAGUAUUGUUCUUGACCAAAAAUCAUUAGCACAAGCACAUCGCUAUGUGUUACUUCACAAUGAUAUAAUAUCUGAGUAUCGCAGGGAAUCAAUCACCAGGAAAAUCAAGAAACAGAGGCAUCAGUUGCUUGAGAAAAUUCUCCUUGGAAGCCUGCCGUAUAAAUUUUUCCUUCUUGAGGCAGAUAAACAAGGGAGAGAGAGGUUGACACGGGGUUCCUCUCGAGCACGGGAUGUGUGGCAGCUUCGUGAGGAUGAGAAGAUAGUCGUCGAAUGCAACGAACUAGAGCAGCCCAUCAAGAGGGCUGGAAGCCUUUUAUCAAGUUUCUUAGGAUCAGUUGCGCGUAGGGGUCAGUUGUGUCCGCUCAACUAUCAUAAGUGGAAUGAUAUGCUUCCUUCUUAUAAAGUUGAGCUUCUUAAAUUUGUACAGAAAAAGUUUGUGCUCCCUCCAGAGAGCCAUGAUUGGGUGCUAAAGUCCCUCAACCGCAAAUGGAAAGAAUAUAAGUCGAAGUUGAAGGCCGACUGGAAGCGCGAGGGUAUGACAGAGGAGGAGGUUGCUCGUGUUUGUCCUCCUGAUGUAUACCAUCAUCAGUGGAGGGAGCUUGUUCACUAUUGGUUUUCCGAGAGAGGACAGACAUAUUCUGACAUUGGUCGAGCCGCACGAGCAUCUCAGACAAUUCAUCACACUUCAGGCUCGAAGAGUUAUGCGAGGCUCAGAGUUGAAUUCAUGGAAGACCAUGGGAGGAAACCUGAUGAGGUGGAGUUCUAUAAGAUGACUCACACCCACCGAGAUGGCAGCUUUGUUUGAGAGGAGUCGAGAGAUAUAGUUGACAGAGCUACAUCCCUUAUUUCAGAGCGUAUCGGAGAGUCAUCUUCAAUCGGCAACACCAGAGGUGUCGAAGCUCAGGUGUUUACCGAAUUGAUGGGCUCGGAGCGUUAUGGUCGAGUGAGGGGUUAUGGCGUUGGAGUUACCCCCACUCAGUUGUCUGCAGUGGGUAGAUAUACUCAAGAUGCUAGACAGAGUAGUAGCACUACAGAGGUUAAUGAUCUAAAGGCAGAGAAAAAAGAGUUGAAAGCAGAGCCACCAGAUAGAGAUGCAAUCUUUGAGGGCUCAGAUUAAUCAGAUUACAUCUUUGUUGCAUCAAUUUGUCCCUCCUCAGGUUCCUGAUACUUCAUCUGCACGUAGAGAUGGUGAUGCCAGCGACCCCUGAAGCAUUUAUUUUGGAGUUUUAUAUGUAUUUUUUUAUGCUUUUUGAAGUACAUUGUAAACGUAAAUUGAUAGUAUGAAUGUAAUUUGACAAUAUGAAUGUUUAGAUAAAUAUGUUUGAUUUUGUGUAUA
Molecule: messenger RNA, 1569 nt
Organism: Phoenix dactylifera (date palm)
Lineage: Eukaryota; Viridiplantae; Streptophyta; Magnoliopsida; Arecales; Arecaceae
Source: RefSeq, a predicted model, not a curated record